Molecule: messenger RNA, 2028 nt
Organism: Chironomus riparius
Lineage: Eukaryota; Metazoa; Arthropoda; Insecta; Diptera; Chironomidae
Source: the annotation of a GenBank genome assembly
UUCUGAACGAUCACACUACAGCUGUUUGCAUAGAAUUGCAUAAUGUGAUUGUAUUAGUGACGAUGUCUUUACACGCGCAGCUUCCUGCCCUGCUAAAUUGAAAAUAAUUUCAAAUGUAAACAUAAACAAAACACCGCAAAAAUUGUAAAAUUUGACAAAUUCUUUGAAAAGUAAAGAAAUUUGGACGUCUAAAAUGGACGAAGAGAUGACAAAGUGUAGGUUGUGCAACUAUCAAUCGGAUAGGAGGCUUAUGUUGGGUGUUUUUGAUGAAAGUACAGAAUACUUUGUAAAAAUUGAGAAUUAUUUGAAUAUUAAGAUCCCAAACACAUCCCACCACCACAUCUGCUUCCACUGCUCACAAACCAUCGACAACUUUCACAAUUUUGCCACAAAAAUCCAAGCAAUUCAGAAGAUAAUUUAUCCAGAUGAGCAGCAAGAUGAGCAGCCACAAGAAGUUGAGCAAAUGUUUGAAAUUCAAGUCUAUCAAGAGCCACCUGAUGUGAUUGAGGAACCGCCAAGAAUAAUAAAUCUUGAAACACCUCAAAAUACAUCACAAAAGGUCUUCAUGUCAACAGUUCGAACUCGAUCGCAUGUAAAAGAUAAAAUUGGAAUUUCUGAGACGACUUUUGAGGAACUUAGGAGGAAUAUUGAUGGACAGGAUUCAAUGCUUAUUUCCAAAGAUGAUGCAUUGAGUGACCAGCAAUCUCAUAGGUCCUUUGAUUUUGAGGAGAAUGAAGAGAACUUUGAAGUAUCUGAUGGCGAAAUUUAUGAAAAUGAUGAGGAAUAUAAAGCAUUAAGAGAUCCAGAAGAUGAAGACUUUCCAUCAGCUGAAGCACUCAAAAGAAUCCCUACAAAACUCAUUGACAAUGGCUCAUUAAUCUACAAAAGUAAGCGACUCAUCCGAAUGGUCUCAACAUUCUACAACACAUCCUGUAAAAUCUGUAAAAAUAAAAGAUUUCGAUCAAUUCACAAUUUGUUCAGUCAUUAUCGAACAUCACAUCCAGAACGAGAGCCUUACGUGACUUGCUGCUCUAUGGAACUGAACAAAAUGACAAAAAUAAUAUGGCACUUUGUGAAGCACAUUCAGCCAGAAGCUUUUAAAUGUAAAAUAUGUGAUUAUGUUGUGUCGAGGCCCAAGUUCCUGGAAAUUCAUCAAAAUACUCAUCUCCCUGAUAGUGAGAAGCCAUUGGAAUGCGAUUUAUGCAGCAAACGAUUCAUUUGGAAGAACGCCCUCAAAAAUCACCUCAUGAAGCACCAGACUGAAAGGAAAGUGCACACAUGUAGCAUAUGCAACAAAAACUACCAAACUGCUGGAUCUCUAUCAUCUCAUAAGAAAUUCGCUCAUCAUUCAGACAGCAACAAGACUAGAAAGUUAUGUGAAAUCUGCAGCAAGUCAUUCUCAACAUUAACUUCAUAUAAAGAACAUCUGACACUACACAGUGAGGAUCGAGAUAAGUUCCAACUUAAGUGUUCAGAAUGUGGAAAAUGGCUGAAAAAUAAGAGAUGUUUGAAGUCACAUCUGAUGCUGCAUACAAAUGUGGAUAUGAGAUGUGACAUCUGUGAUUAUGUGACGAAGAAGGAGUCACUGCUGAAGAACCACAUGAUGACUAAGCACAGCGAUGUUAAGACAUUCAUUUGUGAUCAUCCUGACUGUGGCAAGUCCUUUAAAGUCAAAAGAGCUUUGUCUAUUCAUAAAUCUCAGAAUCACGGCGGUAAAGCUACAGUUAAAAAGUGUGAAUUUUGUCAAAGAGAGUUUGCAAGUUCCACAAACUAUUACACACAUCGGAAGAACCUUCAUGCUAAGGAGCUGCAAGAGAUUCUUGAACGGAAAGUUGAGGAAGAGAAAAUAAAGAGAAUAAAGGCUGGAUUAGAACCCUUAGAGUCUAGUAGACCAAAAAUUCAUAUGAUUGAGCAGACCAUAUUCAAUUCUAAGGAUGACACAAUAAUUAUAACUUUACCUGCUGAUGCGUUUAAUACGUAAUGGGGUUUAAAGGAACAAGCGGGUGUAGCUAGUGAAUUUAAAUAAAA